Silurus meridionalis is the source of this 1502-nucleotide messenger RNA. It is a transcript of the gene rcvrna, whose product is annotated as recoverin a. NCBI's taxonomy places the organism in Eukaryota, Metazoa, Chordata, Actinopteri, Siluriformes, Siluridae. The transcript is spliced from 3 exons. Gene Ontology annotation, molecular function: calcium ion binding. The record is from RefSeq and is a predicted model, not a curated record. Bases 139 to 750 code for a protein of 203 amino acids.
AGGAGUUGGUGUUGUCAGGUAGAGCAACCCAAGAAGAUUUAGAUCUAGUUGGCUAUUCAGCUAAAACUACCAGAGAACUGAUACCAGACAGCAAAACCAGGAGAAAAAGAAAGUGGUGAUUUAAGUUUAAAAUACAGCAUGGGAAACAGCAAGAGCAGCGCUUUGUCUAAGGAGAUUCUGGAGGAUCUAAAAAUGAACACCAAAUACAGUGAGGCUGAGCUUUGUGCCUGGUACACAACCUUCCUUAAAGAGUGUCCUAGUGGGCGAAUUACUAAGGAGCAGUUUGAGGGUAUCUAUGCCAGCUUCUUUCCUAAUGCUGAUCCCACCGAGUACGCACGCCACGUUUUCCGUAGCUUUGACCUCAAUGCUGAUGGCACACUGGACUUUAAGGAGUACAUUAUUGCCCUGCAUUUAACAUCUUCAGGCAAAACUCUGCACAAACUCGAGUGGGCUUUUGCUCUGUAUGAUGUUGAUGGCAAUGGAACAAUCAGCAAAAAUGAAGUUCAGGAUAUUGUGAAGGCAAUUUUCAAUAUGAUUCCUGUUGAGGACCAGAAAAAACUUCCAGAGGAUGAGAACACACCAGAAAAAAGAGCAGACAAAAUAUGGAACUUUUUCCAAAAGAAAGAAAAUGAUAAGAUUGCAGAGGGUGAGUUCAUUCAGGGAGUCAUGGACAACAAAGACAUUUUAAGGUUGAUACAGUUUGAUGAGCCAAAGAAGAUUCAGGACAAACUGAAGGAGAAGAAGCCAUAAUAUUUCAUACUGUUUUCUCCAAAGACACUGCUCAUUUCCUGUUUACACAGCUAAACUCCUAUACCACUCAGGCACUGUUUUGCUCAAGAGGACCAACACAGCAGGGUCAAUAACUCAGCCAGCCAUCUUUAUUGCUAUUGCAUAACUGUAUCCCCAAAUAUGGGCCCUUUGCGCCACUGCAUAGUCAUGUUUAUCCUCCCCUUUCAGUUCAUAUCGAUUACUUAAGCAUCUGCUAUGAAUUUGAUCUAUUUGUUGAUAAUAACAAAAGUCUUAGGUAAACAAAAAGUAAUGUGAUAUCAAUUAGGCUCAGGUUAGCAAUCCCUCUGGCAUAUUCAAUCCUCUUAAAAUCUGAAGGUCAAUCCAGGCAAACUCUCAUGGAUCACUGGCAGUUUUAUUUUUUGCAGCUAAUUUGUCAUUGUCUUUUGCUAUGAACCAAACGAAUAAUCAUAUUUAAUCUCCUUUUUCGCUAGUUUUAGUUUAGUAAAAACUACCUUUUUUUUAAUUACAUAUAAAAAUUCCAGCAAUACAAACUGAUUUUUUAUUAGUUUUUCCAAUUUAAACAUCAAAUUGUUAUGUGCAUUAAUUUCUUUCUUUUUCUUUUCUUGAAUGGACCAUUGGAUUUUAUUCAAGCUCCAAUCAGAAGAGCCAUUUACAGAGCAUUGUUUUCUUGUUUGCCCUCAAACCAUGUGUAUCAACAAUUUUGAUUAAUAUAAUCUUUGAUUAUCAGAGUUUUUUUGGUUGUAUUGAUUAAG